AGCUCCAGCCGCGCAGAAUCAGAGCCAUAAGAAGAAGAGACAGUGGCAGAGAGAAACGCCCUAAUUUUUCUUCUUUUCAGCUAAACGCGAAUCCGUUUAGCCUCUUCGUUUCUCUCCUGCCUUCUGCUAUAUAAGUUUUCGGCUCUCUCUCAAGUGGAGCAGAGGAAUUCCUUUGUUUACACUCGUCGGAGUUCUUGACGUCAAUUUAAUCAUGGUUCUUUGGGUGUUUGGCUAUGGAUCUCUUGUGUGGAAUCCGGGAUUCGAUUUUGAUGAGAAAGUGAUAGGUUUCAUUAGAGAUUAUAGGCGUGUAUUCGACCUUGCUUGUAUUGAUCAUAGAGGUACACCUGAAAAUCCUGCUAGAACUCUCACGCUGGAACCUACAGAAGGAUCAAUUUGCUGGGGUGCUGCAUAUUGCAUCCGUGGAGAUCCCGAAAGAGAGAGAGAGGCCAUGGAGUAUCUGGAGAGGAGAGAAUGCGAGUAUGAUCAAAAGACUAUUGUAGACUUCUACAAGGAUGAAGACUCCAUGGAACCCACAUUGACAGGAGUUCUUGUUUUUACAUCUACACCUGAUAAAUUACUGAACAAAUACUAUCUAGGACCUGCUCCAUUGGAGCAAAUGGCUAGCCAAAUUGCAACUGCUUCUGGUCCAUGUGGGAACAAUAGAGACUAUCUAUUUCGGUUAGAGAAAGCCUUGUUCGAUAUCGGCCACGAAGAAGAUACGGUGAUCGAGCUUGCGAACGAAGUGAGGAAUGUCCUUGGGAAGGUUGGAAAGAAGAAGCCGGUUGGGCCGACGACGCACCUGCCUUUCAUGUCCUUCAUCUCAGGAGUUCAGGUGCAUCCUCUGGCAGAAGCAGCUGUGGCCAUAGAUUCUUAGAAAAGACUGAGAGAUUGGUUGAGUAAGCUAACUGAAGAUCAUUUGGAUUGAUAGACUGCCACUUCUUUGAUUCAUUUAUGAUUUCCCUCACUGUUUCUGAUAUGACCCAAUAGAGUUGUUCUGAGCUUAGCUUUAGACCAUUUUUAGAGAUUUAAGAUUGAAGAAUGGUAGAGAAUGAGUUACUUCGCUAACAGUGAGUUUACACCGUAUGUUAUGAAUCUUACUUUAUCACUUGAAUACGAAAUCAAAUAACUAGUUGGUUUGGAGUUUUUCAUUUUGUUGA
Cucurbita moschata (crookneck pumpkin) is the source of this 1157-nucleotide messenger RNA. Its product is annotated as gamma-glutamylcyclotransferase 2-1-like. The record is from RefSeq and is a predicted model, not a curated record. Gene Ontology annotation, cellular component: cytoplasm. Gene Ontology annotation, biological process: glutathione catabolic process. Gene Ontology annotation, molecular function: glutathione specific gamma-glutamylcyclotransferase activity; gamma-glutamylcyclotransferase activity. The coding region runs from base 212 to 874 and encodes 220 amino acids. The transcript has 9 exons. Lineage: Eukaryota; Viridiplantae; Streptophyta; Magnoliopsida; Cucurbitales; Cucurbitaceae.